UAUUGAUCCGACAGGCUGUUCAGAUAGUAAGCCGGACAGGAUGCGAGGAAAAGAUAACCUGAAUGUUACACUUCUGCUGCGCACCUUUCCUUUCUGUGAGGUUCUGUUUAUUUCACAGAAAUCUGUCUGCUAACUACGGACCCGCAUUGUUUGACGCAUAAUUUAUUUAAAGGAGAAAAAGCCUCGGUUUGGUGCCGUGGCAUUUUUACAGCUUAUAGAAAUCACACCAUCGGAUCUGUCAUUCAUCAUACAGCAGACUUUCAAUAACCUCCACGGCUGCUGAUAGACGCACCGUGUAAGCUGACUUUGCACUAAGCGAAACGGGCUCUCUCCACUUUCAGGGGAAAAGUUGAUCAUUCCUGCUGGACAGGCAGAAAGUGGCGGACACGGCAUGUCUCUGAGCAGAGGUAUCGAAUUCGAGCACUUUGAGGAGCGAGGCAGGACCCAACGGACUCCAAAGACCAACUCGGGCACUGGGUCUCACACCAAGUCCAAAGGCGGCGGUCUCGUGCCCAGCCCGGCGCACAGCACGCACUGCAGCUUCUAUCGCACGCGCACCCUGCAGGCUCUCACCUCGGAGAAAAAAGCCCGGAAAGUGCGCUUUUAUCGCAACGGGGACAAAUAUUUCAAAGGUUUGGUGUACGCCGUGUCCAAUGACCGGUUCCGGUCCCUGGGUGCGCUGCUCAUGGAGCUGACGCGGUCCCUGUCGGACAACGUCAACCUUCCCCAGGGAGUCCGGAUGUUGUACACGGUGGAUGGGAGCAGGAAGAUCACCAGCCUGGAUGAGUUAUUGGAGGGUGAGAGCUAUGUGUGCGCCUCCAACGAGCCAUUUCGAUGUGUAGAUUACACCAAGAACAUCAAUCCCAACUGGUCAGUAGGCAUCAAGACUGGUACAUCGCGCUCCCUCACUUCCCUCAACCAGUUGAAGAGCGAACUACAGCGGGAAUCCAAGGAAUUCAUCAGACCUAAACUUGUCACGGUGAUUCGCAGUGGCAUCAGGCCUCGCAAAGCGGUUCGGAUUCUCCUCAAUAAGAAAACGGCACACUCCUUUGAACAGGUUCUCACGGACAUUACUGACGCCAUCAAGUUGGACUCUGGAGCUGUGAGAAGACUUUACACUUUGGAAGGCAAGCAGAUUACCUGCCUGAAAGACUUUUUCGGGGAUGAUGAUGUGUUCAUAGCAUGUGGUCCAGAGAAGUACCGCUAUGCCCAGGACGACUUUCUGUUGGGGCAUAGCGGUAAGGCCUCCACAGCCCUGAUGACUGAAUGCAAAGUCCUAAAAACAUCCUACAGUCGAUCUACUACUCCAAACUGGGCCGGUAAGAGCCCCAGACCUUCACGACGCAGCAAGUCCCCAGGGUCUGUAAGGAAACCCAUUCAUCACUCCAGUUUGUCUUCAAUCAAGUCCCAGGUAAACGGUGUCUCAGCUCACAGGUCCACUAAAUCCUCCACUCCAUCUCCCACCAGCCCGUCUCCACAAACCAUUCCCCGUUUAAAGUUACCGCAGUCAUUUCAAACAUCCUCCCCUAAUGUGAAUGGGAAUAACUCCAUAAAUAACCACCUAGAGAAAACAGUGAGUCCAGAAGUGAAUGGAAACCAGUACCCAGAAUCCUCCAGCAUCUUGGAUAAAUACAUUGUUGGCAAGGUGAUUGGAGAUGGGAACUUCGCUGUGGUUAAAGAGUGUGUGGAGAGGUCCACAGGGAGAGAGUUUGCUCUCAAGAUCAUCAACAAAGCCAAAUGCAGUGGAAAGGAACACCUCAUAGAGAAUGAAGUUGCUGUGCUGCGCAGAGUGAAACACCCAAACAUCAUCAUGCUGAUCGAGGAGGUGGACACGCCCUCUGAGCUGUGUCUCGUUAUGGAGUUGGUUAAGGGAGGGGAUCUGUUUAAUGCCAUCAUGUCCUCAGCAAAGUACACAGAGAAAGAUGCCAGCACCAUGGUCUACAACCUGGCUGCAGCGCUGCUGUAUCUGCACAGCAUCAACAUCGUCCACAGAGACAUUAAACCUGAGAACCUGCUGGUGUUUGAGGAUCCACAUGGCUUCAAGUCGCUGAAACUCGGAGACUUUGGCUUGGCCACAGUAGUGGAGGGGCUGCUGUUCACUGUAUGUGGAACCCCAACAUACGUGGCUCCAGAGAUCAUCACCGAGUCGGGUUAUGGUCUUAAAGUGGACAUUUGGGCUGCAGGUGUGAUCACCUACAUCUUAUUGUGUGGCUUCCCUCCAUUUAGAAGUGAGAAUAAUCGGCAAGAGGAGCUGUUUGAACAGAUUCUUCUCGGGAAACUUGACUUUCCUUCUCCUUACUGGGACAACAUCACUGACUCAGCUAAGGAUUUGAUCAGCAGGAUGCUGCAGGUGAAUGCGGAAACUCGAAGUACGGCAAAGGAUGUCCUCUCACACCCCUGGGUCACGCACGAUGCAGUGAUGAAGACCAACAUGAAGACGGAGGUUUCAGGUAAACUGAAGACGCACUUCAAGACGGCACCGAAGCAGAACAGCACCGCAGCUGGAGUGUCCGUUAUCAUGAACACGGCUCUAGACAAGGAGACCCUGCAGCUCUACGCUCUGAGCUCUGAGGAACCGGUGGAGCUGAGCUCAGACGUAGAGAACGUCUCGUCUGCUCUCCCAAACGAACUGGCUUCUCUCACUAAACAAGUAUCACGUGACAAAGAUCCAAACUCCACAGAGUCUGUUUUCCCAACCGUGACUGCUCAUCCUGGGGACCGUCAGCGGACAGAGCCUCUUCCUGUUCCUGCACGUUUGCUUUCCCCCUCUGCUGAAGUUUUCCUUCUUUCCUCCCCUCCGGAAAAAGAGACACCUCCUUCAUCACUCUUUCUGACUCCCUGCCUAUCUUUGGAUCCCUCCUCGCCCUCUGCUCUUCAUCUUUUCUCUUGCGUGACUCCCUCUUCGACCCCAUCAUCUGCCAACCAUCCUGCCCCAGACCGCUCCUCUCCCACCAACCAGACGUCCCCGUGCCCCAUCUCCCCCACCCCACCCUUCGUUUUCUUCCCACUCUCUUCUCCAUCAAAACAAGCUCCCACUUCGCCGUCUUCUGUCCAGCCAACUCUGUUCCCUUCUCCUCCUUCCACGCCGCCGGCUGCUCCCCUUCCCUCCUACCCUCUACUAGCUGAAGAACUUUUAGAGCAGAUCUAAAGUCCUGAUGCGUUCCAGUCCAGAUGGAGCAGCAUUACGUUGUGGAUCAAGAGGACAAACUGUCAGUGUGAAUUUCUCACCAGAUGUGAACUGAGCCAGAGACUCUGGUGGCUGCAGCAUUCAUCCGGACGCUUCGUAAGGAGUCUGAAUGUACAUCAUGUUUAUUUAUUAAAAUGCAGACUGUCGUGAGUUUAGCACUCUGAAGUAAUAUGUUACUGUAUCUCAUCAAGCUUUUCUUUCUGGACCUCUCUUUGCUUUCCUGUAGUUCACUAGUUUAGUUUAUGGAAAAAAAAGUUGAUGAGUUGUUGUUGCAGAUAAAGUUUAGUUUGUUUCUAAUACGGAUGUUCAAGCAAAUUUAACCUUUACUCCAUAGUUGUUAUUCUUGACAUCAAUAGUUCAGUCUUCCUGAUUAAUAAGUUACAAUUCAGUUUAACCUGGAUGAAGUAGCACAGAGUUUAAUACGUCAAUAAAGAAAUCUGUCCUUUAA
Poecilia reticulata (guppy) is the source of this 3635-nucleotide messenger RNA. RefSeq names its product doublecortin-like kinase 2a (gene dclk2a). Gene Ontology annotation, biological process: protein phosphorylation; intracellular signal transduction. Lineage: Eukaryota; Metazoa; Chordata; Actinopteri; Cyprinodontiformes; Poeciliidae. Gene Ontology annotation, molecular function: protein kinase activity; ATP binding. The record is from RefSeq and is a predicted model, not a curated record.